AGCCCCAGGAAGUGGGCGGAGAUAAGGAAGUGUACGGUUAGGUUGCCAUAUCUCCGAGCAGCUUCCGGUGCAUGCGCUGUGCUGCCCGCGGUUGUGAGGUGUGCUUCCCGGGGACAAGCGAUGGAAGCCGAGCAGAGCGCAGAGAGCGGGCAGAGCCAGGUUUCGGAAAACCCCCAUUCAGAGUAUGGGCUCACUGAGAAUGUUGAGAGAAUAGUAGAAAAUGAAAAGGCAAGCACAGAAAAAGCCUCCAAGCAGAAGGUGGAUUUACAAGCCCUGCCCACACGAGCAUAUCUUGACCAAACUGUGGUUCCAAUACUAUUACAGGGUCUUUCAGUGCUGGCAAAAGAGAGACCUCCAAAUCCAAUAGAAUUUUUAGCAGCUUACCUCUUAAAGAAUAAAACUCAAUUUGAAGACAGAAGCUAA
Messenger RNA from Staurois parvus, 423 nucleotides. Lineage: Eukaryota; Metazoa; Chordata; Amphibia; Anura; Ranidae. The record is from the annotation of a GenBank genome assembly.